Molecule: messenger RNA, 2013 nt
Organism: Styela clava
Lineage: Eukaryota; Metazoa; Chordata; Ascidiacea; Stolidobranchia; Styelidae
Product: HHIP-like protein 2
Source: RefSeq, a predicted model, not a curated record
GUUUGUGGCUGACUUAGCGGACAUAGGUUGCAGCAACAGUUAUGAAAUUUGUAGUGAGCGCUAUUCUGGUUCUGGUCUUCAAUUUUGCCCGAGAAACCGUAUCCCACCUCCAGUGCUUGGAUUUUAAGCCUCCAUUUAAACCAGCAAAGAAUUUAAACAUUUGCAAAGAAUAUGAGGCGUUCGGAUGUUGUACAUCAAAGGAUGAUUCCGAAAUUGCAACGAAAUACAAUGAAAUAACAAAUGCUAUGACUGAAAGCCAGCUGUCUAAAUGUGGAAAGUUUCUAACAUCCCUCUUGUGUCAAAAAUGUUCGCCCUACGCAGUUCACAUCUACAACGCAGAAGAUGAUCAAAUAGCCAACUCGUUUCCUGGUAUCUGCCAAUCAUACUGUGAAUCUCUCAUGCAAGAAUGUUCUUUCCUCAUUCCAAUGGUUACGGAUGAUGCAAAUUUGAUUGAACUUUCGAAAAAUGAAGAUUCGUCUAAAUUUUGUUCAACUGUACAAAUUCCCGAUGCUCAAUAUUGUUAUCCUGAUGUUGCAAAUAGCGAAGAGUUAAUGAAAAAUAUCGGCACGGUUGAAUUUUACAAAACAAAGAAUCAGUCUAGCGAUAAAAAAUCGUGCACGAAAUUAUGCGUUGAAGAGAUUGCAAACGGAUUAUCCAAUCCGAUUCAAGUGAGAAGUGCAAACGAUGGAACUCAAAGGCUUUUUGUACAAGAACAAGGAGGUGCAGUCUGGAUAUACUUGCCAGAUAAAUCCAAAAUUUCCCAUCCGUUUUUCAAUAUGCGUGAUUUGAAGCUAGCUGAUGAUCAAACCUUCGAUUCGCGAGGCAUGUUUGACUUUGUUUUUCAUCCGAACUAUAAAAGCAAUGGACUGUUUUAUGCCCACUAUCUUAUUGUCACGGAUACAAAUCCUAGUCUCACAAUAAGCGAGUUCAAGGUAUCUGAUGUUGACAUGAAUCGAAUUGACCCGAAAUCUCGGAGAGAUAUAUUAAGUGUUCCAGAACCAUCGCCCAAUAACCAAGGGGCUCAUUUGCGUUUUGGUUUAGACGGAUAUUUAUAUAUUUUCAAUGGUGAUGGCGUUGGCGACACAUCGACUGAAGAGGAUCCUUACGGAAAAUAUGGAAGCAGUCAGAACAAAAAAACUCUACUUGGUAAAGUUCUGCGAAUAAAUGUUGACGAUAGACCACGGGGUCGUCCUUACUCUAUUCCCCCUGACAAUCCUUUUGUCAAUGACGCAGAAUAUUCUCCAGAAAUAUAUGCACUGGGAGUUAAAAAUAUGUGGAGGUGUGGAAUGGACAAGGGCGAUGAAACAGGUAAAAACAGAGGUCGUGUGAUAUGUGGUGAUGUUGGGGAUGCCGAUUACGAAGAAGUCAAUAUUUUAAAGAAAGGUGCAAAUUAUGGUUGGAAAUAUUACGAAGGAUAUUCCUGCUUUGGAAAUCGAGACUGUGACAAUAUUAACAUAGAAAAUUACGAACCACCUAUCCAUGUCUAUGACCAUACAGUUGGAAUAUCAGUUAUGGGAGGACAAGUAUACCGAGGAUGUCAGAUGCCAAACAUGAAGGGAAAAUAUAUAUUUGGAGAUCUGCUCGGGAAAAUUUUCCAGUUAGAAGAAGAUUCUCAAGGGAAAUGGAUGAAUGAAACCAUAUGUAUUGGAUCCGCAAAUAUUUGCAAAAAUGGUGGAUUGCAAAGUACUCGCGCCAACUUUAUAUUGUCAUUUGGGGAAGAUGAAAAUGGCGAACUUUACAUAAUCGGUACAGAUGACUUCUCGCCAGGAAAUACCGCCGGAAGAAUUUACAGGCUGAUAGACCCAUCACGAAGAGGGGAUCCUGAUAUAUGUCCGAAUCCCAAAGCGAAAGGGGUCAUUUUAGGAGCAGGGACGUCAACUAUACAAUAUAAAAUUAACUGAUCCAUCACAGAUGAUAAGUUUGCUAAACCACUACAAGGAGUUUUAGUUUGAUUCAUUUCUUGAUUCAUUCAUCUAACAUGACCUCGAUAAUAAAUAAACGCCACUAUCACAA